UACGGUUAGGGUCAGAGGUCACUUCUUAAGUCCAGCGUGAGAAACCAAAAACGUGCAACAUGUUUACGUUGGUGGAAAUGACAGAUACUGUCAGAAUUCCGCCCCAUAUCUUCCACAUCAAACUUAACGACGCCGUUAUUGAGGAGCUGAACAACAAGUUUGCAAACAAGGUUGUGUACAAUGUGGGGUUGUGUAUAGCCCUGUUUGACAUCACAAAACUUGAAGAUUCCUUCAUUUUUCCUGGAGAUGGAGCAUCACACACAAGAGUUCAUUUCAGAUACGUGGUGUUCCGACCGUUCAUGGAUGAGAUUCUACAGGGAAGAAUACGCAGCUGCAGUAGGGAAGGUGUGCACGUAUCUCUUGGUUUCUUUGAUGACAUCUUGAUCCCACCUGAUGCUCUCCAGCAGCCAUCCAAGUUCGAUGAAAGCGAACAGGUCUGGGUGUGGGAGUACGAGACAGAAGAGGGGACACACGACUUGUUCAUGGACAUCAACGAGGAGAUUCGCUUCCGCGUGGUGGACGAAGUGUUCGUGGAUACCACACCCACGGGGCCAAAGGUCAGCGAGGCAGCGGAAUCCGACAAAGAGGCCAAAAAGUCACCUUAUUCCCUUGUGGGAACCAUCAGUGAACCUGGCCUGGGACUACUGAGCUGGUGGAGCAGUGUCGGAUGA
Molecule: messenger RNA, 671 nt
Organism: Branchiostoma floridae (Florida lancelet)
Lineage: Eukaryota; Metazoa; Chordata; Leptocardii; Amphioxiformes; Branchiostomatidae
Product: DNA-directed RNA polymerase III subunit RPC8-like
Exons: 6
Coding region: 60-671 (203 amino acids)
Biological process (GO): DNA-templated transcription; transcription initiation at RNA polymerase III promoter
Cellular component (GO): RNA polymerase III complex
Molecular function (GO): DNA binding; DNA-directed RNA polymerase activity
Source: RefSeq, a predicted model, not a curated record